Messenger RNA from Colletotrichum orchidophilum, 2148 nucleotides. RefSeq lists its product as uncharacterized. The record is from RefSeq and is a predicted model, not a curated record. Bases 1 to 2148 code for a protein of 715 amino acids. Lineage: Eukaryota; Fungi; Ascomycota; Sordariomycetes; Glomerellales; Glomerellaceae. The transcript is spliced from 8 exons. Gene Ontology annotation, cellular component: cytosol; nuclear body; kinetochore.
AUGGCUUCGCCCACCAACGAAACGUCUCUGGAAAUAAACGUCGACCUUGACGUCGGCCUCCUAAUUGGCGAUGUUGUCGAGGCUUCCAGGAUCCCCGCAAAACGGCGAGCAAUCAAUAUCAAGCCCACUGUCGAGAAAGUCGCGUCACACGCUUUUGAAAAUGGCCUGCUUCCCGAACCCCUGAGCGAACUCAUUGACCUGCUCACGAGGCCAAGCUUGUUGGACCAGGCAAGCUUGAAUGCUCUGCUCAAGAACCUCUACCCUGCCACUCGACUAUCCAGUGAUAUCGUCUUGAGGGUUGUAGGAUGCCUGGGCCACGGCGAAUUGAAGCCUUCGCUGGUCCUGCAGUCGAAUGUCCUGAAAUGGCUGAUCAUGGCAUACCAUAUUAUCGAGAAGCCCGCCAUCCUGUCGCAAGCAUAUGCCGUUCUGUUUAACUUGCUCGACACGGCAGCCAUACGACCGCAACUUUGCCAUCUGCUCGCCUUGAUCACACGCAGAAAACAUGUCCGGCCCUUCAGGAUCCAAGCUGUCCUCAACCUUUCCAGACAAACAGGCAAUGAUCCCGCACUGACGGGCCUCCUUCGGGUUUUCAAAGACUACUAUCCCGAAAUUAUCGUCAGCGAUGCGCUAAGGGGCAGAGCCUCAGCUUUCAAACACCCCGACGUGGAAUGGCGCCAAAGGCUAAGCCAGAUCCAACGAGACCAUUCUCAACGGACCGCCGAAGCAGCCGGCCAACCCCAGAACGGCUUCAGCGUCAAUCACCAGGCUCUCAGGGCCCGCGGCAACAAGUCGUCAAAUCUUCCUCCUGUCUACACUUCGGAGGCCACAGAGACCUCAGUCACCCUGGAAGAAAUUGACAGUGCCGAUCGCCUUGCCCAGACAGUUGAGAAGAUUGAGCUGCCUAAUCAGCUCGCGGCUGUGCUAGCGGAUCCCCUUCUCCAGAAAUUCGUCUCCCUAAAGAAAGAUGAUGCCGCUUCGAAACGUGUGGUCCACUGGAUCGAUGCCGUCCUCGAAGACGUGCUCAACGGCAACGCCGAUUACAAGUCGUUUAUGGAAACGAUGGAAAUGCUGGAGGAAUACGUGGCCCGUGUCAAAGAAACUCCACCGGCCGUCUUACAAUUCCUGACGAAAUUGUUCACGACAUGGAAUGGCAUCGAUGCUCGGGAUUCCAUCCUCGGCAUUCUUCAAUACGCGCCUCUCGUGGCGUUUGAUGGCAAGCGGUCCAUUCUCGAGUUGUACAAGGUAAUUCUGAAGCCCCUGGAAAAGUGUCUUCCUCCAACAGCCGAGUCUCAGCUGGCACUGCUCAAACUCUACCAAAACCUCCUCCGCCGCUGGACCUUUGUUCUCGUCUCGCUCAACGAGAUCCCCAAGGACGCCCCCGUCAGUGUAUUUCACGAAGUCAUGGAGCACGCAGGCAUUGUCGCCCUAAGCCUCGUCCAAGCCUCAUCCAGUGCCGCUGUCCACGGCGGUGUCCUCGACCUUUAUGAGCAGGCCGCCGCCAGCAUCUCCGAUCCUACCCUUCAGCCACUCCUCCGCAUCGCCAAUCCGCCGGCUCAGCUCAUCUACCUUCUCUUCUUCAGCCACUCCCUAGCCAACGUAUCGCGCCUGUGCACCGUCCUGGCCAUAUACAAAAAGGGCUUCGAGAUGGCCAUGUCUAGGCGGCAGCCGACGACGUACGCCCCGAGCUAUGUGAACCAUUUCAACGGGUUCCUUAUGGACAUCUGCAACUGCCUCUGGCGCGGCAAGGCCUUCAACGACGGCGAUAAGAACGCUCUCGGUUGCCUCAGUGCGCGUCCCGUCACCCUGCGGCUGCGCAGAUAUGUCGAAGACCUGGGCAUGGACCUCGCGCUGCCAACGCUGUUUGGGUUCUCCUACUCGCCCUUGCUGAGCUUGCAGGCCUUGGAGUGUGUUCGAGAGCUGGAGGACCGUGAGCUGGCUGCGAACGAGGACGCCAUCUCUACACGACACGCGGGGCCGGUGACGUCGAAUAGUCUGGCGAGAUUGGCAGACGCCAGGGGCCUACGCAUCACGUGGUCCGAGUAUAGGAUCAUUGUGCUACGAGCAUUGGAGGGUAAGGGGUUGGGCGGCAUACCCUCGUUGAUGAAGAAUACGAUGAAGGUCCUUAUGAGCUCUAAGAAUGCCAUAUAG